Messenger RNA from Salvia hispanica, 1050 nucleotides. RefSeq lists its product as uncharacterized. Gene Ontology annotation, cellular component: endoplasmic reticulum. NCBI's taxonomy places the organism in Eukaryota, Viridiplantae, Streptophyta, Magnoliopsida, Lamiales, Lamiaceae. The record is from RefSeq and is a predicted model, not a curated record.
AUGGCAUUGUGCUCCACCAGAUUCCUGCUCCUCCUCCUUCUCCUCUCCGCCAUCCCCCUCGCCUACAUCAUCCACUCCGAGACGUCCCACCGCGCUGCUCACGUCUACGCCUACGCCAGCAAAUCGUGGCUCCGUGAGUGCGCCAAGUGGGACCAUCUCAACCGCCGCUUCAUCGUCUCCUACUUCGAGGGAGGCGUCGGCGUGGUCCCCCUCAACGGACACGGAGACGCCUCCAUUUUGGAGGAGAUUACGGUCGUCGGAGAUGCCGCCUUCGGGAAUAACUCGUCGCUCGGAAUCGUAAUUGACCGCCCCAGGAAUCGCUUGCUGGUGGCGAUCGCCGAUGUGCAAGGAAACAAGUACAGCGCCGUCGCCGCUUACGAUUUGACCACGUGGAAUCUCCUCUUCCACACCAAACUCGCCGGACCAGAAGGUGAGAAGACGUUUGCAGAUGAUGUAGCCGUUGACACAGAAGGAAAUGCUUAUGUAACUGAUGUAAAGGGAAGCAAGCUUUGGAAGGUUGGUGUGGAUGGUGAGCUCCUUUACACCAUCAAGAGCCCACUCUUUAUCCCAAAAGAGUGGUACUACAACUUGAUUGGUCUCAAUGGCAUCGUGUACCAUCCGAACGGGUAUUUGUUGGUUGUCCAUACUCUCUGGGGCAAGCUCUUCAAGGUUGAGAUUGGCAACGGAGACGUGGUUAAGGAAGUUAACAUCAUUGGUGGUUCUCUAAUGUUUGGAGAUGGGUUGGAGCUCAUAUCGCCCACAAAGAUCGCGGUUGCUGGCAAUGCAAUAAGGCUGGUGGAGAGCACGGAUGAUUGGGAGAGUGCCCGCAUUGUAGGGAAGUCGAAGGGUCUUGGUCAUCGUGUGGUGACAGCAGCCACGGUGAAGGAGGGUAAGGUUUAUUUGAACCACCUUGUUGGUUUUGGGUAUCCUACGAGGAAACAUGUUCUUGUUGAGGCUAUUUUUACAUGAUUAUAACAAGACUCGAGGGGUUCUGAUUGUGGGAUAGAGGACCUUCUGUUACUUUCUAAUGGUAGUGUUUCUUUUUGUGUU